AUGGCCUUUGUGAUUGAUCUUUUUAUUCAUCAAUCACAAGAUUGCCAAUCCUUGUAUCUGGUGCUUGUUGGUAGAACAUUUCCUGAAUUGUGGGGAGCACAGUCCAACAAUAAUGACUGUGGACGGGGUUGCAAGGAUGUGCAAUUCUGUUCCUCUGUGGAACCUGUCAUUAACAAUGUGUAUGAUCACAAGGUCUCGUUAAAAGAUAUACUUGCCAACGUUAGCAAGUGUGGGUGGACAGGUGAGGGACAAGUAGUGGGCAAUCCAGUGACAAGAUGUGCAUUGCUGGCUAUUGUGCAUGAAUUAAAAUUCCCUGGAAUAUUUACAUAAUGUAACAAAAGCAUGUAUAACCAAGUAUGUUCUUGUGCUGGGCUUUUCUUCUCAAAUGUGGUGAAUACAUUUUAUCCUCGGAAAAUACCUCUGACCACUGAACAGAGCCCUAAAUUUGGUACUGUUCCACUGAAAUAGACACUGUUGUUGGUGUGUUUGUUCUGAUAAUUAAUACCCAGUCUUGGUGAAACAGAGAUAGAAACAUUCUAGUAAAUCAAGCCUACUGACUGCAAUGGUAUUAAUGUAGUUAAUAGUGAUUUGACUAGCUAUUUACGUACGUUUACAUUGUAUAGAGCCACUAUGGAAGUUUUGUAUAAUACGAGUACUAUGUUUGUGUAUUGUCGCCGAUAAAGAACUCGAAGAAUCCCUUUUUAAAAAAGUAGGCAUCACUAUAUUUAACGUGCAGAACUUGUACCUAACAUACUUGUGUUUUCAUUGUUCUAAUAUUUGUUGAAACCAUCACGUUUUGAUUUAAUUAGUGAUAUUCUGCGUGUUUCUAAUUUAGAUCUCUUUAAUUAAUGAAGUUCUGGCAGUCAGAUACAGGAUUAUCACAACUGUGGAGAAUUUCAUAUUCACUGAGGUUACUUGGGGUGAGAAGGAAAUAGCAGAAUAUGUAACUUCUAUUUCAGUUUUAUCCCAUAUGACAUUCCCCAAGUACAAAGAAGCUAAUUUGAUGCAAAAUAUUAAUUCCAUGGUCCUUCAUGUUUGAUAAGCACUCGUGAUUCUGCAGUAAAGGUCACAAUUGAUUUCAUCAUAAAAGAUCAAAUCUAUUCUGGAAUGCAAUUUUUUUUUUUUUUUUGUAGCAAAGGGAUAUUUUAAGAACAUGGUACAGCAUACAUAGCACGUCUCCCUGCCCCACGGUGCACAGUGAGAGGCUGAUGACUCACACAGUGUCUGCGAAAUGCCACUAGAUGAUGGGAUGACUAAAAAUAAGCACCUCAGACUUGAAAGGAAAAAACGAUUGGCAAAAUGCCUUACAUGUUCAAAUAUGCUGGCUUUCUGGAGACAUAUCUGCCAUUUGAAAUCUGUUAGACUGGAACACGUGUUUGUCAUAGUAUUAGACACAGCAUGGUUAUUGUUUAGUUGUACAAACACCACACACUUCAACACUACAUCAGAUAUUCGAGAAAGGUUUAUGUUUCACAUACUUUAAAAACUAGUGAUGGAUGAUGAUCUGUAGUACAGAUCAAGUUACGGUAUCUCUCUAGAUCAGGCUUCCCCAAACUCUGGCCCUCCAGAUGUGGCUGAACUACAACUCCCAUGAUUCUCAGCCUAUCUAUUUCGUUCAUAGAAUCAUGAGUUGUAGUUCAGCAACAUCUGGAGGGCCGGAGUUUGGGGAAGCCUGCUCUAGAUUGUUAUAGAUAAAGCAGACUACACUGGUAACAUUUAAACCUGCAGUAGUCUUCAUGAUAGAUGCAUGAUAGUGGAAUUAAAUCAUGUGCUGUUUUGUUAAAUGGACAGUAUAUGCACCAAAAUAACUUUAGCUUAAUUAUUAUUAUUAUUUAAUUAUUUAUAUAGCGCCAGCAAAGUCUGUAGCGCUGUACAAUAGCUUAAUGAAGCAGUUUUCGUGUAUAGAUCAUGCCUCUGACAUUUCACUGCUCAAUUCACUGCCAUUUAGGAGUUAAAUCAAUUUUGUUUCUGUUUAUGCAGCCCUAGCCACACCUCCCCUGGCUGUGACUGACAGCCUGCAUGGAUACAAAGGUUUCAUUUUAAAUCAGAUGUAAAAUACUUUCAAAGUUUUUAUCUCCUGCUCUGUAAAUGGAACUUUAAUCACACACAGGAGGCUCCUGUAGGGUUUAGCAGGCUAUUAACAGAGCAGGAGAUAGGACGUUCUAAAUUAAACAGAAUUUGCAAUAAAGGAAGUUUAAAUAAUAGAUGACUCUUUACAGGAAGUAUGUAAGAGGCACCAUGUAAGGAGGUUUUCCUAGGGCUGCAUAAACAAAGUGAUUUAACUCCUAAAUGGCAGAGAAUUGAGCAGUGAGACUGCUCCACCAAAACUGCUUCAUUAAGCUAAAGUUGUUGUGGUGACUAUAGUGUAUUUUUAAAGUAGGACCCUUCCUCUUAUCAGAUGAUGAAAUCCUUCAUUGCUGUAAUAUAUGGCUUUUUGCCUUUACUUUCAGUAGUGCAUCAUCCCACUAUUUAUCUCUGUUCUGUUUGUCCUUCAAAGUCUCCCCAUAGCUAUUUUAGAUCCAGAGUAUCCUAUUGCAACCCCCAGCUAUUGUAAACUACAUCUUCCUUGAAUUAUUACUAAUGGCAGUGUAUUGAGGUUAUUUUAAUCAAACUAUACUCCGUGUCACAGUUGGUUUGCACUUUCUAUCUAAAUCGUAGUUGUCCUUCAUUGUUCUUGUUGAUACUGAAAUAUUUGGGGGGACAUCACUUUGUGAUUUCACUCACGUCGCAUCGCUGACAUACAUUUCAGUCUGACAUACAUGUCUAGCUCUGCACGACAUAUGGGUUUCACAUCAUUUCUCUGCUUAUAUAAAAUGAAUGUUUCACCAUGGAUGUACAGAACGCACAAUUUGAAAAUAAAAACUUGUUACCACUGGUCACAAUGACAUACAAAAUGCUCUCUAAUUGAACACUACUUGGUACACUCUUCUUUUUCACUCUUUUUGAAGACUUUGUGUGAAAAUCGUUUUUGGUUUUAUACACCCCGUAUGGUAAAUGCAUUUUGAAUAUCUUGUAUUGAAAUCUCAGUACCUUAAAUCAUCUAAUUUAAAGGACCACUAUUGUGUCCUUUAAGCUGCAGUUUAUUCCUUAUGAUGUAAAACUUCUUGCUGUUGUAUUGGGGGUUUAAAUAUUAGUAGCGGUAAAUUUGUUUUCUCCCCCCCCCCCCCCCCCUCCCAAUGUUUCAAGGUUUAUUAAAUUGUUUUUUUUACAUUGUCUACAUGAUCAUGCUUGGCUUAGAUUAUUUUAAGGCUGGGCCCUCUGAAUUGGUCAUUCUAACAUUGUGAGUCUUCCAUCUGCUCAAAGAAGAUCUAAAUAUUGCAUUGGAGGAGCAGUUAGGGCAUUAUCCAGGUGAAAGAUUAUUUCCUUACAAAGACUUUAAAAAAAAAUAAAUUUAAAUUAAGCUCAGCAAGUGGAAGUCAGAUCUGUUUCUAUGCGUUUGAAUUCCUAGUAUCAGUUUUGAUAUAACCCCCCCCCACCCAAACCAAUGACUCGUUGACUCAAAUCAUCCCUAGACCAUAAGAGAGCUCGCACUGCAGAUAGGUAUAAAUGUAUUUCUUACAACCAUUUUUCAUAUUAGUGUCAAUAAGAUUUUGUGUCGCUAAUCGCUGGGACAGGCAGCCUUUGUUACUCCAGAUGUUAUGAACUACAUCUCCCCUGAUGCUUUGCCUGCUUUAUGGCAUUAAGAGCAUCAUGGUUGAUGUAGUCCACAACAUCGGGAGUGCUGAAGGUUACCUACUCCUACACUAAUGGUUUGUUUUGGUUUUUCCCACAAGAUUGUAAGAUAGUUGUUCAUAUGUUUUUAGUGCCAUGUGACUACCAGGUUCUGAGAGGGUAAUUCACAGAUUGGAUUUGGCUCUGCUGUCUUUUCUAUUAUCAAUAUUCUCAAGUUUCUUUUGUAAGCUUGAAUAUCACAUUUUGUUAGUCCAGUUAUAAACGUGCAGAUGUUCUGUGUUGGUUAAUUACACGUGUCAGUCUAUUUAUCUAAAUAUAGUUUCUGCACAUAUACAGCUGCAUAAAACACAUUUCAUCAACAACUGCAAUAUUUGGUUCAAACCUUCCUGAAUAUUUCCAGUUUUUAUGGAAAACUGAUUUUAAAGUGCUCAUUUCUGCUAUAGCAGUUACAGAGUGAAUCACUCCUUGGUACCUGUUGCAGUUUUGUAAGUGAAUCGGAUGAUAUCAUUAACUGCCUGCACGUCAUUGAGACCGUCUAGGGUUAAGCAUGCAGUUCAGAGCAAUCCUUGUAAAUAAUAAUCAUGUGCAGCUCCGUCUGCUCUGAUCUUUACAAAGAAAAUGAUGUUUCCUCCCAAACCCACAUUUUUCUAUAAGCCGCAAUCCCCCCCAUUCUGUAAGACAUGCACAUUGUACCCAGGCAAAGGGCCCCCAGCACUCAGUCUGGGCUGCAAAUUCAGAAAGCUGGGAGCGAGGCCUCAAGAAUUGUUUUAAGUUGGUUACAAUGGCUGGCUGUAACAUGACCCAACAUCAAACGGAUGUCAGAUAGCGGCCAGCAGUGCAGUGACACAUUGCUUAGCACAGCAUAUUAAUAAGUAUGCAUGUUAUGAGUAUUUGUGUGAGAGGGACCCAAGCUGAAUCACUCGUUUUUAAUGAGGUUAUCCAGAUGCUUGGCAAAGAAUGAGUAGGAAGAAAUGUAGUUAGUUUAUGUAGUUAUUAUAGAAAGGAAUUGGCAACUUGCUUAUUCGAUAUUGUGCUUUAGGAUACCGGGGGUGCCGUGUAUUGAUUAAUCAGAGAUUUGUGAUGAGUUAAGAAUCAAAUCUAAUACAGCAUAACUGGAAAAUCUCCCAAUACUGAUUGAUUAGAGGUUUUUACAAACUGCUAAAUGUCAGCUCACUACAAUUCUCUGUUUAAGGAAAGUGUCAACGGAAUAUUGAUAAUUAUGAAAGAGACAUAGUGUUUUAGGGUAAUUUAUAAAGAGCAUUUCUAGGAAAAGGUGAGAAAAGUGGACAGUGGGGAAAUACUUGAGGAAUACUCCUUUCUUUCCACGGUGAAUGUUCGCUCUUAGAUCAGAGAUUUACUCUUUGUAUAUAAUCCCCUAUUAUGUGAAUAUAGUAUCUAUUUAUGUGUCUGGUUACAGUUACAACACAGAUCACAUGAAAUGCCAUCUGGGUAGGUUUGCUCAUAGUGCCGUCUACAAAGCAUUCACAAUAGAAUUAGAAGUUAUAUUAUUUUUAAGAUCCCCAGUCCAGACUGUGGGUCCAUUCAGAAUAAUAAGACUUAUGUUAAGGCGACUUUGUCUUCAGAUAAGAGCACGCUGCAGUUUUUGGUUCUAACAAGCAGAGAUAUAUUAAUGUAAAUACCUUCACCCAUUUAUGUGUUUAUUAGACGUGGAGAUUCAUAUUUACAUAGUAAUCUAGGUCCCUUUAUGCUGUUGACCCAAAAGAAGGUUAAAAAAAUAAAAACAACUGUAGCCAUUUCUAACUAUGCCACAAAAAGGGAAAAAACAUUGACUCUAUAACGCUUAUCAGAUUUAUCCUUGGAUCAACAACCUGUUCACAUACCUAUUCUAUAUCUAUUAUACCCUUGGAUAUUCUUUUUUAGCAACAACAACAAAAAAAGCUUCCAGGCCUUGUUUCUAAAAAUAUAUAUAUAUAUUUCUAGAAUCUGAAAAGACAAACUCGUUAGGUAGAGGAUUCCACAUCUUUAUUGUUCUUACUGUAAAGAAUAAUUUCCUCUGCUGUAGUGGCCUCCUUUAAUUCCAUAUAAAAUGUAUUUACAGCCUAGCAGGUGUCAUCAUUGAUUCUGUGUGAUGUCACGCAGUGCAAUAUGGGGCUUAAAAACUUGAUUUGGCUGAAAUAACAGGUAAACCAUAUUCAAUCUAUAAAAUCCCAUAUAAACAUACAGAUUUUGAUGGAAGCAGUUUGGUGCGUUUGUUUCUCAAUCUAAAUAACAAAAGAGACUGGGUUGUCGGGAUUUUUUUAAUUGUGUUUUUGUAUUUUCUUAAAACACGAUCUUUGUUUUGACAUGUAUUAUUGCAAGAGGUGUAUUUUUUUCAAUUUUAUUUUAAAUAGAUCUUGUUAUAAUAUUUUUGUUCCUCUUUCAGGUGCUGCCAAGUCAAGUCCAAUUGCAAAACCAGGGUCCACAUCAUCUCGCCCAUCAUCUGCAAAAAAAGCAGCACCAACUCCUGCAGUUAAAAGCGACAGAGAUUUGGAAACACAGGUUACACAGCUCAAUGAACAGGUACUUCUACCUUCUUAGGCCCAUAAACUGACGAGAGCACAUACAAGUUACUUACGUACUUAGAGUGCAAGGUUUUUUGUGUGGGCUGUAUCAGACAGAGAGAGUAUGGUAGGGGCAAAUAGCUGCAAUGAGGCACAGGGAACUAAUUGCACUAUAACAGUGAAACACUUGCUCAUACAGACACAGGUAUUCUCACAAAUACUCACACAUACACUUACGUACGAGCACAUUUGCACUUCUACACAGUAAUUAAUUCUCCAUCAUUCUCCUUUGCAGUUUAUCUCACUCUCCACAGGGCGUUUGAGAGCGAGAGAGGGGUGUCAUUCUGUUCUUGGCAUCCAAUAAUGAGGGAGUAGGAGAGCUGAACAUAGCCUUCCCUCCUGUCCCCACUCAACCUGUGGCUGCAUUUUAGACAGAUAUAACAUCACAUCUCCAUGCCUGACUCCUGUCUCAGUGUUAUGAUGCAACAUGUGGACAUAUUGAAAGAUCUGUUACUAUGUUUGGCUAUAAGUUGAUAUUCCAUUAGGAUCAGAAAUUAGUAACAUGAUGUGCUCGGGCAAAAGUAUUCCAAAAUAAUACACAAUUGGGUGGAACUAUGGUAAAUAUAAUAAAUGUAAUAAAUCCGUACAUACCCUUUAAUAUAAAGAUACUAAUAUUCUGUAAAAUACAACAGGGAAAGAAAAAACAAUAGUGCAAGUCAAUUUAGACAAUAUGUAUAGUAAAGGUUAUAUGUAGCACUCACAAUGGCAGAACCAAAAUAAUCACUUGGCUCUGGUGGAUUUCCAAUAAACUCUCCACCACUUUCUGCGCAAGGAAGAAGAAAUGGGUGUUGAACCUCCCGUUAGAUCCUAAGGCACAAUCCACCAGAGCCAAGUGAUUAUUUUGGCUCUGCCAUUGUGAGUGCUACAUAUAACCUUUACUAUCUAUAUUGUCUAAAUUUACUUACAUUGUUGUUUUUUCUUUUGAUAUUCUAUUUAACAGAAUAUUGGUAUCUUUAUAUUAAAGGGUAUCUGCUUAUUUAUUACAUUUACAUUUUUAGCUCCACCUUAUUGUGUAUUGUUUUUUGGUGUAUCUGAAGUUGUGGGUUCCCCAACGGUAUUGUUGAGCAUACACACCACUAAUACUGUAUAUUUUGUAUUUUUUUUACACACCACUAGCACUGUAUAUUUUGUAUUUUGCAUUGAGACAAAAAUAUUGUUUGGUUAAAAAGAAAAAGAAAAAAAAAAAAGGAAUAAUAUGUUUACCACUACUUAACUCUUUGUCUGACGAAUAGUUUUAGCUCCUGGUUGGGCCAAAUAUCUGGUUAACCCUAGAUCUAAUAGUACUUCACUACACUGCUCUACCUGAUUGAGUGUAUUGGAGAUCUUAUACUGGAGGUCCUAUGCAAUUCAGCCUUCUCGUGUCCACUCUGAUUUAAAAAAAAAAAAAAAGGAACGUGGAAUUGGUGAUUGGUGGAGUAAUUAAAAUGCUUUCUAGUCAAUUGCAUUAAUACAAGCUAUUAAUUUGUUUUUAGUUUAAAAAAUGCAUUGUGUAGUGGCACAAUGUAUGGCAUAAUACUGUGAUACACUAAUGGGGUUAUGGAACAUUUGUCCUGCUGUUACCUUGCAGAUGUGGCUAGGUGGCAGAAUGUACACUCUAAAGAAGAAAAGACAGAAUAUAUUUAGAAUCGGCACUAAAUAUUACGCAACAUUUACAUGUAGUAACAGAAUAACCUGUAAUUCCUCAUGUUGAGUAUCUGCUCUGCUCCACCAGUCAAGUGCAGAACAUGAGAACGAUAUUAGGAUUUAUAUGGAAAGACAUGCCUAGCAGCUUGUGUUGAUUGUAACCCUCAGUAGAGAUCUCAAUGUCAUAUUAUUCAGCAAGUCCAGGGUCCCUGAUUAUUUCAUCAACAUGAUAAACUAUAUGUUAACCCCUUAAGGACACAUGACAUGUGUGACAUGUCAUGAUUCCCUUUUAUUCCAGAAGUUUGGUCCUUACAGGGUUAAAGUAAUACCAGCUUGAAUGCUAUCAUGCCACAAUUGUUCUUAUAGUUGCACUGGGUUUGGGAUGUCCUGAAAUAAGAAUAAAACCACAUUCUGGGCCCUCGUUGAGAUUUUUUAUCACUUUGCGUGAUUCCAUGGUCCUCCAGGCAGCUUGCUAAAGAGGCAUUUUUCCUAUCUCCCCUACCCUUUUAAAUAUUUUGAAAGCAAAUUGUACUCAUUAUAAUUAUUUUCUUUUAAAUGUGUUUUUAGGUACAUUCAUUAAAACUUGCCCUUGAAGGAGUUGAAAAAGAAAGGGAUUUCUACUUUGGAAAGCUACGGGAAAUUGAACUUCUCUGUCAGGCACAUGGCCAGGAGGGCGAUGACCUUGUCCAGAGGUUAAUGGAAGUGCUAUAUGCAGCAGAAGAACAGGUUAGUGUCCGGAAAUGAUCUGCAAUGCUUCUUCCAAAAAAAAAAAGAAAUGUAAAAGAUGGUUCCCUUCAUUUUUGUACUAACCCUUUAGUACAGUUGGCUAACAAAAGUAAGGUAUGUUGUAUGAAGAGGGAGUCUCUUUUUGCCUUUGUUUCUAUGUAUCUACUGAUGGCAUUCAUUUUGUUGAUGCUCCAUGUACAGCGAUGUAAUAUGUUAUCACUGUGUAUAUUAACCAGUUAGAAUAAAGGUCUCUGUUACUCCUACUCAGUCAGCUUUAUUCUAAGAACUGUUCUCAUUGGCUAGUUAGGAUUUUUGGAUGCCCUUCUCUUAGUACAGUCAUUACGUUUUGGAAUGUUGGGGAUACUUGAUGAAUGAGGAUUAAUACCCUCUAGACACAGUGCCAGAGCAAUGCCCAGUCCCAAUGGCCCACUGGAAAAUUGUUUUAUCUAUUUAACCAGAAUAGAAUUAUCUCCAGGAGAGUUAAUAGAAUCACUUACUAAUUUGCCAAAUGAUGGAUGUGCUGUCACAAAUAGAAUGGUUCUACAAAAUCUAACAUUAGAUAUAUUAUAAGAAAACUUCUCUUUAAAAGAUUAUUUGGCCAUACACUGCAUGCUCUUCCAGCAUUAUUCAAUAUGUCAUCAGAUUUGAUGAUCUCAGCCAAUCCAAUGUUUUCCAAUAGGAAAGCAUGGGGAGGCUAUUGCACAUUUGUGCAAAACGCUGCGUCUUGCCAAUUAGCAUCUCCUCAUAGUGAUACAUUGAAUCAGUGAGUCUCUAUGGGGAGUGUUCAGCGUCUCCAUGCUGAACACUCCCCAUAGAGGCUCACUGAUUCAAUGCUCUCUAGGGACACCUUUAGUGGCAGUCACUCAGACGGCCACUAGACGUACUUCAUGGGUCGGUGCUGCACACUGUGUCUGAGUGACUGCCACUAAAGGUGUGCCUAGGGAGCACACCUUUAGGUGAAAAGGCAGUGUUUACAUUAAAAAGUCUGCAGGGACAGGCCAUACACACUAGAAUAACUACAUUAAUCUGUUCUGGUAACUAUAGUGUCCCUUUAAGGUCAAAGUAGGCAAACUGGGAGUAUAGUUAGCAUGGAGAUUUUUUCCAUUUUGGUCAUAAACUCUAAAUUUCAGACAAUUCUCACUUUGCCAAAAGCUCUGAGAGUGUUUACUUUAUAAAGAGAAUAACAGCCGACAAUAAUAUGUAGUUGACAACUGGCUUUAAUUAACUCCUUCUAGAGGAUGAUGCAAGAAGGCAACAGUGUACAGAAUCCCAUUUCCCAUUAACAUGCCACUAUUUGAAUUAAUUUGUGAAGUAUGGAAAAUAAAAUUAAAUGUAGAAAUAUUUGUCCUGCAAUUGGAUACCUCCAUCAUGGUUCCUUGUCAGUCAAUCAAUCACUAGAAGUUGUGUCCUUUGCACCUGACAGCCAGCAUGGAAAAAGAGGAGAAGAGAAAUCUAAAUGUGUUCUAAUGUCCUCUGUCACAUAUAUCUCUCAUAAACUAUUUUAAUCACAUGGUUUUCAACCAUUUAGACACUGUCUGUAGUUCAAACGCUACAUCUGGAGAAACACAACAAAAACUGUGAUCUGACAAUCUGAAUUUAGAGCAAACCAAUGUGCAAAUCAUACAAAAUAAGAAUAAAUCAUAAAUCACAAUCUAAAAGGCUUUUGCAGUGUUCAUAGUAAAAAUAAAAUACGCCAAUAUGUAAUUACAGCGGUCUUUCUUUGCUAUAAGUGCAGGUAGAAUGUCAGCACAGUUAUUUGGACCAGUUAUUCUUUUUCAUGGCUAUAAUUGUGUAUUUCACAAAUUGUGUGAUAUUAGCUUCCAAUUCUACACUUCGCUUGUUUUAUACUAUAUUCUCCUAUUACAUCCACAUUUCAUCUCCUUUCUGGCUGCUGUUCAAUAACUCCAUCUGAAAGAGAACCCUGUGUUUUCCUGAAUUGUUAUUGUUGGUGUUUCCCUAAAUGUGAACAUAUCUUCCUAGAAGUGGAAGUUAAAAGUAAACAAUUGGAAGAAGUAUAUACUGGUUGUCAGAAUGUGUUGCGUAGCAUUUAAUUGACUGUUCAUCAGUAAGAAUUAGUGGGGCCCUGCUCUCCUUUCUCCUAUGAUUGACUCUGCAGUAUAGUACCGGGUCCACAUGGAACACAUGACUGCGAGUAUUAAUGAUACCAUGUGUCCUGAGCAUAAGACACCGAAGCAAAGCCAAUUUCCCUUGAGGAAACACUUUUGGAACUAAUUCCCCUUUCCUUCUCUUUCCCUUUUGUUUAUUUUUUUCCUUCACUUUCCUCUAUAAUAUCUCUAUAUUCUAUUGCAGCCUGUGCCUUUUUCAUUACCAUCUUUUCAAAGAUGACGUCAAAAUAAUUGUGUGUGCUGUUCUAUUAACAUUGAUGUAUUUGCCUCAGCUACUCACCCUGUUAAUUACCCUUCAAUUCUACCUACUGUCGCAUAUUUUAAUUUCAAUAAUACAUAUAUGUAAAGAUAUAAAACAUCCUGAAACAUGUUUAGCUAGGGCUGUCUUGCUGGAGACUAUAAGGAGCUUUAAUCCACCCUAGACGAAUGAGCUCCAGGUUAGCUACCCAUGAUUGAGUGCUUUUUUCCCAUUUGACACAUUAUACAUCACAAUGUCAUUUUGCUGUUCUUUAUUUAUUUUAAUGUUGUUUAAUCCUCGAAGUGAAUACUAACAUAGCAAUCUUCUGCUUUAAAUGCAGGAAGGCCACACAGACCAGCAUGAAAGCGAGGAGCAGGACCACGUUCUGGAGGAGCCACAGCAGCAAGAGGAGUACUGACCCCUCAUCCCACCCACCUCAAUGUUACCAUUUCACGUGGAACUUUUUUUCCAGGAGAGCAAUGUGUGGCCAGUCACUCGUGGCCCACUCUUACCAUAUAAUGUACUAUAGUGAGCGCCAGCAAACCACUGCAUUCUUUACCAAUUACUAGCCCCACGGAGUGUUUACAGAAGUUGUAUCUUGGCCCAAACCAAACUGAAAGAGGCGGGGGCUUUCUUGGCAGCAGUUUGUAUCAUUUGACUGUUUCACAUUGUUUUCAAAUGUUUUUUCCCAACUAUUUUUUAUUUAUUUGUAAUUGAGGUAUCUACUUGUUUUCCAACUGCUUGCUUCUAAUUGUAAUAUCGUACAAUAUUUAUAUUUCCUGGUCAUGAGAAGAAAUAGUCACUACCAAGUGUCACGAAUGUACGUUGUAAAACUACACCACUCCCAUUUACCUACCGUAUCAGCUUUGACAAACAGAGAGAAAGUUCUUGAUGCAGAUACGGCUAUUUCUUAUUUUAGGCAGUAUGUUUUAUAAUUGUGCCCUGCUCCCCCCUUACACCUCACCAAUAACCUAUAAAAAAGGCACUCAUUAAAUAAUGAACGAGUCGCAAUAUAAUGUGCAUACAUGUAAUUUCAGCUCUGUGUGUCACUCACUAAGCUAUAGUACAGGAUCAUAGGGAUCUCAAAACACUUUUCACAACCAAGAACAUACUAUCCUUGGACUCUUUAGUGGAAUUGUAUUUGUUUUCUUGAAAUUUUACAGCAUCUGAAUGGUCCAAUCCCUUAUGGAAAGAUAGAGGGGAACUCUGAGUGAGCCAAAUUCUCCAUUCUUCUGUAGCCCUAAAAAAAAACAUUACAACACUCUUCCAAGCUACAGACAGCGUAUAUUUUUCCUUAUUAUUUUAAGAAAGUGCACAUUACCUUAACAUUUUACCAUUGUAUUUUUGUUUUAGAUAGCAUUGAUGGAUUGGUCAGUAGUAAGCUUACCACAAUACAGACUCUACUUAUGUGUUUUAAGAAAAAUGACUGAAUGAUCUUAUUAAGUAAAUCCACUUUCCCAGCUUUGGCAAAAGUCUCAUUCCCUAUGUUUCUUUUGGUAAAAUGUAGCAUUUACACAGGAAAAAAAAGACUAUUUUAAUUCUUUGUUUAUUUUAAGUAAAACGACUGCUACACUAACCAUUGUUAGGACCCCGGCAAAUUAGAUAAGAACAGUGAGGGUUUCAGUCUAAUUAUAGAUAGCUAUCCAAGGUCCACUGUGAGCAGUAGAGAUAAGUUUGUUAAAUAAUUCUUUUCAGCACAAUAUUCUAAGACUGAAGUUGCAGUGCCUCCUGGCCAAAUUUACUAAUCCUACAUAAACUCUGCAACAACAUACAAAUUAGAACACCUUCAAAUUCUGACUGUUUGAGUGUGCUGUGAGUUGAAAUACUAAAUAUUGCCCGCUUUUUAGUUCCCUUUUCCCCAUAUUAUUCACUAGGGGUCUAAUUUUCUGUUAAUGCCAGUGUCUGCUAAGAUGGCAGAAAACCAUCUGAUAACUAUUUUAUUAACAUGUGAGAGCAAUACAGCAAUCUUUAGGAAGUGGUACAGCACCUAACUGAGAAGUAUCCCUAUUUUUGACUGCAAGUACAGAGCCCCAUAAGGUAUACAGAAUAUAACAAAUAUUUAUAGCUAAGAUCAUGACAUGUAAUAAUUCAUGCAAUAAAAUGUACUUGGCAAUCACUUCCAUGUCAAGAUAUUGUGUACUAGAUUCCCUGAUGAUGGUUUACUUUCCAUACACAGGGGACAAAUGUUAGCAUAAUGAACAAUCAGAAAAAGUUGAAAAUAUUUUUGCUGUCCUUCUUUAUAAUAUCUCAGCUUAAAAUAAGGUUUUUGGAUAUUCAGUGCGAAAAAGUAAAAUUGCAUGUGUGUGUAAGAAGGGAUACACCGUAACAUGCAUCACUAGCAAGUGGAAUCUGAAAAUGCAUUACGCAUUAUAUUGAGAUGAUUACGAUUAGAUCUCCUGUUAGUAACUAAAAACACACAAAGAGCAGGACUUUAUUCUGCCAAUAACAGUCUGCAUCAAUGCCCUAAAUCGGUACAAAUGCAGCAUUUUAAGACCACCUUGCUGUACAGAACUUUGAGGGAGUAUGCGCUUAAUGUUACAUUUAAUGUUACCUUUGAUAAUUAAAACUUUAUUAGCAGUACAGCUGGCCAAACAAUGUUGCUUGCAGAACAUGGUGAAGCCUAUUCAGAGUCAAUUUGAGGAUAUGCAGCUACCCAAAGUCAGUUUGUCAGUUUGCUGUGCACCCUGUAAUUGGAAUCAUGUGUGGGAGCUAACAAAUAAAACGAGAAUGUCUUGUUUUCAAUUCAGAUUUUGUUACAUAUUUUUUUUCAUUUUGCUGAAGGUUUUUUUUUGCUUCUACGUUCAUUAUGAAUUCUGUUUAAUCUAACUGGGUAGCACUACGUCAAAAAAGUUAUAUAUGAAAUGUAAACUGACAGGAAUGUAAACAUAUGUAUUGUUAAAUAUAACUAGGAGAGAAAUGAAAUCCUGAUUAGAUGAAAAAAGUCUCAUUCAGAUCUAUUUCACUCAUUUUUCCAUACCCACAAUGUCGCAUGGUAGAGUAGGGAUUUUUGUCUAUGGAUAUGUGAAUAUAUUGCGUUUUAUCUUUUUACAUAUUUAAUAAAAAGGGUAUAUGUAACAACAUGUCAAUUUUCCCACAAUUAACUUCAGAAAUGAUAUAUCUCUUGUCUGUCUGCUACGAAAAAAGAAGGUUCGUUUUAAGCCGUUUUGUGUAUCAAAGCUUAUAGGGAGGUUUUGAAAUUCUACAACUUGAGGAGGCUGAAAAUAUAUAAUUGUGACUAAUCAACUUACAAGAAUAUGAUUA
Pelobates cultripes (western spadefoot toad) is the source of this 14207-nucleotide messenger RNA. Lineage: Eukaryota; Metazoa; Chordata; Amphibia; Anura; Pelobatidae. The record is from the annotation of a GenBank genome assembly.